AUGGAUCAACAGGACAACAACGCACUACCUAGCGAACAAAAUGCUACCGCUAGCCAACUACCACCCGACUGGUUUACAGAAAUCCAGCAGUUACGCCAGCAAAUCGCUACGGUAAUGCAGCACCAAGCGUCCCGGGAGGCGCAGCCCGGGGCACCAUACGAUGGAGAUAAGACUACGUUUACAGCCUGGAAGAUACUUAUGGCCCACAAGCUAGUUACCGACCGUAAGUUUAUCGGUACCGACAAGGACCAGUGGAUGUUCGUCUGGCAGUGCUUAGCGCCUAAGAUUCAGUCCCGCGUUACAGCCUUCUUCGAAGCAGGGCCGUCGUACCAGUACAACCCGUUACAAUUCUUGGCUUACCUCGAAUCCGUUUUCGCCAACCCUCAUCGGAUAGAGAUAGCGCAGACCGAGCUCGAACAACUAGAGCAAGCAAGCAAUAAGGCAUUUACCUCAUUCUACGUACGCUUCGAACAAAAGCUAGCAUUAGCUGGGGGAAUAAAUUGGCCCGACGAAAUUAAACUCGUUAAGCUGCGUCGCGCGCUCAAUAAGACCAUACGGGAUAGCAGUAUUGGGCGCAAUAUCCCACGAGAUAGUUACAAGGCGGCCGUUAAUAUUUACCGUAGCAUUGCGGUAGACAUUGAAUCGUACCGCUUGGAGGAGAAAUACCGGAACCGCUACGGCCGCGCAAUAGCCCCGACAAAACCCAUAACGGACGAGGACGGUAACGUACGGAUAACGGGCAUUAACGCAGCAACUGUAGGGCGCCGUCGCCCAGUAACCCAAGGAACAAGGACCAGCCUAGGGCAGUCGUUAAGCUAG
This is a messenger RNA of Drechmeria coniospora, 819 nucleotides long. RefSeq lists its product as uncharacterized. NCBI's taxonomy places the organism in Eukaryota, Fungi, Ascomycota, Sordariomycetes, Hypocreales, Ophiocordycipitaceae. The record is from RefSeq and is a predicted model, not a curated record. The transcript has 2 exons. The coding region runs from base 1 to 819 and encodes 272 amino acids.